AUGGUGGGGGUUGGAUUGGGGGUGGGUUUCGGUGGUUGUGGUUUUGGUGGUUAUAAGAGUUGGAUUGGGUGGUGGUUUUGGGUGGCCAGUGAGGUUGAGUGGAAAUUAAGCUUUCUUGUGUUUCUAUUGUGUGUUUUGAUUUCCCUCAAGAAACAAAAUGCUGAAACCAAGAAGGGUUCGCGAGCUGUGAGUUGGUCUCUGUAUGAUGCGCCUUCGAUUUUUGCUGAUCCAUCACCAUCUUGGCCGAUGUUCUUGUCGACCAAGUUGGAGAAGAAGGUCGAAGAAGCUGAUAAUCUCGGAUCUCUCAGAUACGAUUACCACAAUGAAUCGUGCCCACAAACUGAGCAAAUCAUCAGAACAACGGUUCAAGAACUGUACAAAUUGCGGUCCAAUGUUUCUGCCGCACUAUUGCGGCUGGUUUUCCAUGAUUGUUUCCUAGAGGGGUGUGAUGCCUCAGUUUUACCGGAUGCCGUUAAUGGAAUAGACAAUGAGACUAUUGCAUCAUUUGCAUCAAGGGGGUUCUCGGAAGAGAGACAGUUGCUCUCUUUGGUGCCCACAGCACUGGAAUGA
This is a messenger RNA of Ilex paraguariensis (yerba mate), 570 nucleotides long. Lineage: Eukaryota; Viridiplantae; Streptophyta; Magnoliopsida; Aquifoliales; Aquifoliaceae. The record is from the annotation of a GenBank genome assembly.